This is a messenger RNA of Manihot esculenta (cassava), 2479 nucleotides long. Its product is annotated as L-type lectin-domain containing receptor kinase VIII.1. The record is from RefSeq and is a predicted model, not a curated record. The transcript has a single exon. NCBI's taxonomy places the organism in Eukaryota, Viridiplantae, Streptophyta, Magnoliopsida, Malpighiales, Euphorbiaceae. Bases 233 to 2368 code for a protein of 711 amino acids. Gene Ontology annotation, cellular component: plasma membrane. Gene Ontology annotation, molecular function: carbohydrate binding; ATP binding; protein kinase activity. Gene Ontology annotation, biological process: protein phosphorylation.
UUUAUCUCCCAAAAACAACCACCUGUCUGCUUCACUCUCUCCCCUUCGGAUUCCCUGUGUUCUACACUCUACAGUGCUCUCCGUCCCUUAUUUUCUCUCCUUGUGUUUCUUCUGUGUUUAAGACCAACAAUACAAAUCUCUCCUUCUCUUUCCCAUCUCCUGAACUUUCAUCUUCUUCGAUUUUCCCACCACCGCAAGAAAAUUCUCUAAUGGCCAUUCACUAGCCAACCAAAUGUUUCCUCUCCUUCACAGAAUUUCACUCAUUGUUAUCUCCAUUUCUUCCUCUUCUCUGUUCUUGCUCUGUCUUCUUGUGUUAGCCACCGCCACCACCGAAUUCGACUUUGGUACUUUAACUCUAAGUAGUCUCAAGCUCCUCGGCGAUGCCCACUUAAACAAUGGCAGCGUUCGCCUCACUAGUGACCUCGCCGUCCCCACCUCCGGCGCUGGCAAAGUUCUUUAUUCUAAGCCUAUUAGAUUUCGCCAACCGGGCACUCACUCUAUUACCAGUUUCCUUACUUAUUUCUCUUUCUAUGUCUUCAAUCUAAACCCGUCGUCUAUUGGUGGUGGGCUUGCGUUUGUCAUCUCGCCGGAUUCUGAGACUAUUGGUGCUGCCGGUGGGUGUCUUGGACUCCUCAACAAUGACGGGCUUGGUUCGGGCUUCGUGGCGGUCGAGUUUGAUACUCUUAUGGACGUAGAGUUCAAAGACAUUAAUGGAAACCAUGUGGCUGUGGAUCUAAACAGUAUGGUUUCAUCGCAGACUGGUGAUUUAGGAGCUGCAGAUAUCGAUCUUAAGAGCGGUGACCUUGUUAAUGCGUGGAUCGAGUACGAUGGGACUAAUCACGGCCUCAAGGUCUCGGUUUCAUACUCCAAUCUUAAGCCCAAACUGCCGAUUCUAUCAUUUACUCUUGAUCUAGAUCAGUACGUGAAUGAUUUCAUGUACGUUGGGUUCACUGGGUCGACGCAGGGGAGCACAGAGAUCCAUAGUAUUGAAUGGUGGAGCUUUAGUUCCUCUUUUGACUCGAUUUCUGGUCCUGGUUCAUCUUCUCCACCGCCUCCAACGACUAGUUUGACGAACCCAACGGCUAAUUCCGUGACGUCACCGCCGCCCUCAUUGGCCCCUGCUGAUUCCGAUUCAAUUAGUAGUCAACAAAAGAACAGCAAGUCUUCUUCGUGCCAUAACCAGCUCUGUAAGCAGGGACCUGGAGCCGUUGCAGGGGUGGUUACUGCUAGUGCAUUUUUAGCCAUUUUUGCCGGUGUUCUUAUCUGGAUAUUCUCUAAAAGGUACAAACAUGUGAAAAAAACAGAGUCUUUUGCGUCAGAGGUUAUCAAAAUGCCCAAAGAAUUUAGCUACAAAGAGCUCAGAUCAGCGACGAGAUGCUUCAAUUCAAAUAGAAUUAUAGGACAUGGUGCAUUUGGGACUGUUUAUAAAGGUAUAUUGCCAGAAAUUGGCGACAUUGUAGCAGUGAAGAGAUGUAGUCAUAAUAGCCAAGGAAAGAAUGAGUUUUUAUCUGAAUUGUCCAUCAUCGGUACUCUUAGACAUAGAAAUCUUGUUCGCCUUCAGGGAUGGUGUCAUGAGAAAGGUGAAAUUUUAUUGGUUUAUGAUUUAAUGCCCAAUGGAAGCCUUGACAAGGCAUUGUUCGAAGCGAGGACGCCUCUGCCAUGGCCACAUAGGAGAAAAAUUUUACUUGGUGUUGCAUCUGCUCUGGCUUACUUGCAUGAAGAAUGUGAGAACCAGGUGAUUCAUAGAGAUAUUAAGACUAGCAACAUUAUGCUAGAUGAAGGGUUUAAUGCAAGAUUAGGAGAUUUUGGCUUGGCUAGACAAAUUGAGCAUGAUAAAUCACCGGAUGCAACAGCAGCUGCAGGUACAAUGGGAUACUUAGCCCCGGAGUAUUUAUUAACAGGAAGAGCUUCUGAGAAAACUGAUGUUUUUAGUUAUGGAGCUGUGGUUCUUGAGGUGGCUAGUGGGAGAAGGCCAAUUGAGAAAGAAACAAGUGUGGUUGGAAAAAUUGGGGUGAACAGCAAUUUGGUUGAAUGGGUUUGGAAUUUACACAGAGAAGGAAGAUUGCUGAUGGCAGCUGAUGCAAGACUAGAAGGUGAGUUUGAUGAGAAUGACAUGAGAAGGGUUCUGCUAGUUGGGCUAGCUUGCUCACACCCUGACCCAUUGGCUAGACCCACAAUGAGGACUGUGGUCCAAAUGCUCGUAGGUGAGGCUGAAAUCCCAAUCGUCCCAAGAGCAAAGCCUACUAUGAGUUUCAGCACUUCCCAUCUCUUGUUGAGCUUGCAGGAUAGUGUAUCAGACUGCAAUGGCAUGAUCACAAUCUCAACAUCCUCAUCAGAAAAUGGCUACAUUGGUGAUGACAUAGUUUGAUCCAAAAUGGACAUGUGGGAUUCCACAACCUUUUGUUUAUUGACACACAAUUAUAUAUUAUUAUUCGUUUUUGUAUUUAUAAUAAUAAAAUAUUCAAUUUAAUUACAAGCA